AUGUUGUGUGAUAAUAUGGAGGAGGACUGCGAUUUAGCUGAAGAUUUCGACUGUUCGAGCCUGCUGUGUGAGGAACUGGAAGAUUUGGAUACAAAGGACUCUACAGAGAAGACGAGCAAGAGGAGGGAAGAAGAUGAUGAGAAAUUGUUAAGUCAGAGGGAUAAUGAAGAGAAAGGAGAGGAAACGAAGCAUGAAGAGAGGAACGAGGGGGAGGACAUUGAGGAAAAUAAAGUUGUUGUGUCAGAAAAUGAGCUGAUGGAGAAGGAGGAAGCAAUGCACGUGAAGCCUGAGAGUAGGCAGGAGGAGGAGGAGGAAGCACAGGAUGUUCAGAUGGAAGAUAAAGAUGCCAAGACUGUCAACAAAACAGUUUCUGGUAAGCGAGAAAGUAAAUGUAAGAAGGUUAUAGAAAAGAAACCUGAGCCAAAAAAGAGCAGGAGGAGACGAGGCAGGAAGCAAAGUGAGCAUGUGAGAACUAGGAAAGGAGAAAAGGAGGUUAUCAAUCAGAAGUUGGAGGAGGAGAAGAAAAGUCAGAUGCAAGAAAUCUCAGUGAUGAGCUUGGAGGGGAACUCGGCUCAGACUGAGCCCUCUGUUGGCCUGGUGAACAACUGUGAGCUGUCUGAUCCUGUUUUUCUGGGUAUUGGGGCGACUGGGCUCUAUUGCCCCCCGAUUCCUGUUCCAGUCCUGUUCUCACCCCAGCCACCAGUCUCCAUCCAGUCUGCAGAACUUCAUUCCCACGGGACUAAAAGACUGCACAGCCCCUCUCAGUCGCACAGUCUCCCCCAGCAGCACUACCAGACUCUUCAGAUGGAGAUGACUCAAGUGGAAUCCACUCGACGAUCUGUCCGACAUGGCAACAGGGGCCGAGGUCGGUUGCUCAGCUUUGCUUUGGCACAAGGGUCUGAGAAGGUGGACGGCUGCCCCCUACAACCUGCCCCAAGGAAAAAGACACGGACUCUCUACAGCACAGACCAGCUGGGACGUUUAGAGGCCAUGUUCCAGGAGGAUCACUAUCCUGAUGCAGAGAAGAGGAAAAUUAUUGCUGCGUCAGUUGGGGUCACUCCUCAGAGAAUUAUGGUUUGGUUUCAGAACCGCAGGGCAAAGUGGAGAAAAGGGAAUUCAAUUACAGCAAAGGCUGAACCGGCACUGAGUAGAGCUGAAUACAGUUUGAAUAGUCCAAAUCAUAAAAUCGAUUCCCAAUUAACCAUGCUGACAACCACCAGGAAAGGAGUGCCUCCUUUUUCUGGUCACCUUACUGCUUCACUGCCACAGAUUGUCACUGCAGCUGCUUUUCCCACCAUGUCCACGCAGACCACACCCUCCUAUAGUAAGCUAGUGGACAGCAUUAACAGCCCAGGUCAGGUUAGAAGAAGAGAAACAAGAAAUUUUCCAGAGUAUCAUCACCCACGUCCCAUGCAGAGUCCCCCCCCUCUGAGACGAGCCAGCCUUCCUCUGUUUCCUGCUAUGUUUAACUCUGUAAGCCCCAAUCCUUCUCUCCUCAACACCCCUGCCCAAACCCCACCUCUCUUCCUUGAUGCUCUGGAUGGCGAUGCCUCUUUAGCCCAUUAUGACGCCCACUCUCAACAAAAUGACACCAGCUUGCUCUAUGAAUUUGCGGAGAAGCUGAGCCAGCAGAGUGGCUCCAUGUCGUAUCAGCUUCAAAGCUCCUUUUCUACCAGCCAGCAUCAGCCUCAAACAUCUGUAUCCCACAUGGCCUACCUUACUCCAUCGCCCUACCUUACACCCAACCCUCCAGAUUCCAAUCCUGCCUCCUACCUGACCUUUGGACCAGGGGGAAGCUCAGCUGGACUUGUUACAUAUUCUACAGGUGGUAACACCUACCUUCAGCCCCAGAGCACCGGACAGAUCCUGCUACAGACAGCUGGUCGCCAUGGUGGGAUGACAUAUCAGUCAUAUCCAUGGAGUAAUAUGUACAAUCAGCCAGCCAUCCACCAGCAUAACCUAUGCCCUCCCACAUACUCAGCCUGCUUUGGAUCUGUUCAAGACCGUCAGAUCGCCUCUACCUCCAGCCUGCCUCUACAUUCUGUAUUCCAGGUUGGCGAGCAUAACCCAUCACUUCCUACCUCACAGCAGGCCGCGGAGGUCCAGCUACAGUCUGCCACCACUACCACCACCACCACCUCUAUCCUCCCACCUGUGUCAACUCUGCCACCCUCCUGUACUGAGGGUCCAUCACUGCUUCCCUCUCAGGUCAGAUCCACGUCUCCUGAAAGCCCUCCAGCACCCUCUUGUGUCAAAUUGGAGUAUGACAGCCCUCGAGAGAUUCACAGCCACUUCCAGUGUGAUUUCUCCCCAAUACAUUUCUGAAUCCCAGGUUUGAGUUUAAUUUGUGUUUGAAGUGUGUGUGUAAAUAAUUUUUUGUUUCUUUGUAUUACUGAUAGAGACUUCUAACUGGGAAAGUUGUUAUCUCCAGGCUCCAUUUGGGCUGCAUAAAGCUAAGCUUUAAUAAAUACAAAUGGUGAGGUUCAUUUUUUUACA
This is a messenger RNA of Cyprinodon tularosa, 2496 nucleotides long. RefSeq lists its product as uncharacterized. The coding region runs from base 1 to 2325 and encodes 774 amino acids. Gene Ontology annotation, molecular function: DNA-binding transcription factor activity, RNA polymerase II-specific; RNA polymerase II cis-regulatory region sequence-specific DNA binding. Gene Ontology annotation, biological process: regulation of transcription by RNA polymerase II. Lineage: Eukaryota; Metazoa; Chordata; Actinopteri; Cyprinodontiformes; Cyprinodontidae. The transcript is spliced from 9 exons. The record is from RefSeq and is a predicted model, not a curated record.